AUGUCAACUUUGGAAGAAUUCCUGCAGCAGAUUGUGGGCGACAAGGUGAUGUGGGACGUGGUCCCUCAUGAGGAGAGAAAUCAGAUUCGGUUGGAUAGUCUUUUUGCUGCAGCGGAACCAGAAAUCCUUCUAGAAGCAAAGACCGCGAUCAUUAGGAUGAACAAAUCGCUGGGGGAUCUACCGGACCGUCGCCUGAAGACCGCUGGAUCACCGCCCUCUUCAACCUUCGUGAUCAGAUUCAUAUGGAAAUCUUCCACAGCCAAGAUUUGUUGCAGGUGUAGUCCAGUUGACCCUGGAGGACUACCAUUCCUGGAUAUCGGAGCUUAUAGUGGAGGACGGGACCAGUACGAGCGAUGA
This is a messenger RNA of Histoplasma capsulatum G186AR, 357 nucleotides long. RefSeq lists its product as uncharacterized. The transcript is spliced from 2 exons. The record is from RefSeq and is a predicted model, not a curated record. Bases 1 to 357 code for a protein of 118 amino acids. NCBI's taxonomy places the organism in Eukaryota, Fungi, Ascomycota, Eurotiomycetes, Onygenales, Ajellomycetaceae.